This is a messenger RNA of Tuber aestivum (summer truffle), 1638 nucleotides long. Lineage: Eukaryota; Fungi; Ascomycota; Pezizomycetes; Pezizales; Tuberaceae. The record is from the annotation of a GenBank genome assembly.
UUUCACCCUCCACAAUCCUAUCUUGCCAUGUGCUUGUUUAGACCCAGAAAGGAAUCCACUACGACACGGCUGAACAUCCUUCUCAGCAACGGCCGUUUCCCAGUGUCCAUUGACCUCGCGCGGCAGCUCAAGCUAGCGGGUCACAAUGUCUACGUUGUGGACCCGAUGCAUUACCACGUGUGCAAGUUCUCCAACUCGGUGGUGAAAAGCUACUGGGUGCCUGCCCCGCACGUCGACGCGGAGGGGUACACGGAGGGCGUGCGGCGAGCGGUGGAGGAUGCGAAUAUAGACCUGAUAAUACCGAUGCACGAGGAGCUAUUCCACCUGGCCGAGCAGACCUCCGACGUCAGCGAUGAGAACGGCCAGAUCGUGCGGAAACGGUUGUUCGCGCCGUCCUUCCAGACGCUGGUACGUCUGCACAACAAGUGGGAGUUCAGCCUGUUCCUGAGAAGAACUGGCUGCGACGCCCCCCGCGCAUGGCUGUGCCGAAGCAUGGACGACGUGCGAGCGCUACCCCACAGGGAGAUGGAACUAGCGCUGAAGCCGGUUUACGGACGGGCAGCGAAGGACGUCCACCAUUUAAAGCCCGACACCCCGUUACCGGAUAGGGUCGACGUCGGUCCGGAGAACGAGUACAUCGCGCAGGAGUGGAUCACCGGGAAUAGGUAUUGCUCGUACUCCGUCUUGCGGGACGGGAGGGUGUUCGCAUUCAGCGUGUACCCCGUCGUAGAUACCAUCGACGAGUCCUCGUGCGUUUACUUUCAAUCGACCGAGCACGCUGGCAUCCGCGCUUACGUUGAGCGAAUAGCGGACGCGCUUCCGGGCGUGAACGGACAAAUUGCGUUCGACUUUAUAGAGACGGAUGAUCGACUCGUCGCUAUCGAGUGCAACCCCCGCGCCACGUCCGGCAUACACCUCUGGUCCGGGACUCCCGAUCUUGCCCACUCGUUCACCCGGUCUUCGCCCGCGGUGGCCAGGCCAGGCGCGAGGAGACAGCUUAUUCCUGGAAUGCUCAUGUGGUCGAAGAAGGGCGCGGGGCUGGGGGAGUACCUGAGGCAUAUGAAGAGGCUUAUGGGGACCAAGGAUGUCAUGUUCAGCAAGAGGGAUUUGCUGCCGAGCCUUAUGCAACCGUUCUUGCUUACGAGUUAUUAUGAGAUUUGCCGGGAGAGGAGGAUGGAUAUUUCCACCAUGUUUCAGUGGGAUUUGGUGUGGGAGCCUGGGAGGGAGCAGUUGGAGAAUAUCAGGAGGCUGUUGGCGAGGGUAGGACGGGAGGGGGGUGGAGGAGGGGCGAAGGAGGAGGAUGUGGAAGGAGAGCAAAGCGAGAGUUUGGGGAGGGAUUCGGGCGUUGGGGUGGAAAGAAACCCCUAGAGCGAUGGACAGGGUAGUAUACAGUGCACGAGAUUGCUAUGGUACAGAGAAGCCUUUGGGGGAUUCUAUUGUGACUAUGAUUUUCGGGCGUUGGUGUGGCUUUUGAAGUUCUUUCAACCGGGGCAUGAUAUAUCUUUUUAUUUUCAUUUUCGUUGACCUCUUGUGCUCCACCUACAGUACUGUACCGGCAUGCUGAACGACCUUACUUUAAUGACGAGAUAUCAUACCUUUUGUAAAUUAAUGUCUAUGGUAAGCAUAAUAUCUCACUCG